Molecule: messenger RNA, 1038 nt
Organism: Chenopodium quinoa (quinoa)
Lineage: Eukaryota; Viridiplantae; Streptophyta; Magnoliopsida; Caryophyllales; Amaranthaceae
Product: glutathione S-transferase T3-like
Exons: 1
Coding region: 1-1038 (345 amino acids)
Source: RefSeq, a predicted model, not a curated record
AUGGAUCCCAACAACCCUAAUUUCUCUCAAAUGUCUCAACAUUUUUCUGAUUUGGGUGACGAUUUUAUAACCAAUCCCAAUUUUCAAGUUUUCCUACAAAGAUUAGGAAAUACAUCUUUGCAAAAUCCUUCACAACAACAAACACCUUCACAAUUUUCUACUGAAAACACUUACUAUGAUCAACAAACACCUCAAGCAAAUCCUACUGAAAACGCUUAUUAUGAUCAACAAAGAUCUCCUGCUUAUGAAGGUAGCAACUCUCAAUACGAUGAGAGCCAAGAAGAAAAUGUUCCAGAGACACCUCAAUACCCUGCACCACAUCCUAGAAUUCCGACCAACCAACCACUUGCUAAGGCGAGUCGCAUUUGGUCAGUUGCAGAGGAUGAAGUUCUAAUUGGGUUGUAUUUAAAAUUAAGUGAAGAUGCACUUGUUGGCACGAGCCAAAAAGCAUCUGAGCUGUGGCGAAAAGUACAUGCGGAUUAUAGUCUAGCUCAAGCGGAGAAGCCUCAUAUAUUACCGCUAAGACCGAUGAAGAGUUUGGAGACACAUUGGAGAAGAAUGGCAGCUGGUUUGCUACAGUGGAGUUCUUGCUAUGAGGAAGCUGGUAAACUUCCAGAAAUUGGAAGUGGUUAUAACGAAGCUGACCGAAUUAAAAAUUCAUAUAAGUUGUUUUAUAUAUCCACUAAUCCCCAACAUAAUUUUGCUUUUCCCCAUGGUGUUGAAAUGGUUAACAAAGACCCAAAGUGGAGGACAAAGCUUAGAUGGGGUUUAUCGAAGGAGGAAAGAAAGACAUGUGGGCCAGAUGAUGAAGAAGAUAGUAGUGGAAGUGGGAAAAGGUCCAGGGCUGAAGGUGAAAUCUCUACUCAUGGAUAUUCUUCAGAAGGUCUACCACGACCUGACGGUGUGAAAAAAACAAAGGCCAAGCGUAACAAGGGCAAAGCAGUGGUUUCUGAGAGUGCAUUUUUCAACAUUGGUGAACAAAUGAAGGCAUGUACUGAAGUUAGAGAAAAGAGGCAAAUCUACGACAACAAAAGUUAG